Alosa sapidissima (American shad) is the source of this 6324-nucleotide messenger RNA. RefSeq names its product transient receptor potential cation channel, subfamily C, member 5a (gene trpc5a). Gene Ontology annotation, biological process: regulation of cytosolic calcium ion concentration; calcium ion transmembrane transport; manganese ion transport. The record is from RefSeq and is a predicted model, not a curated record. Gene Ontology annotation, cellular component: membrane; cation channel complex. The transcript has 11 exons. Gene Ontology annotation, molecular function: store-operated calcium channel activity; protein binding; inositol 1,4,5 trisphosphate binding. Lineage: Eukaryota; Metazoa; Chordata; Actinopteri; Clupeiformes; Clupeidae. The coding region runs from base 351 to 3506 and encodes 1051 amino acids.
UUCCUUGUGUAGCGGUGGGAAGCGUGGAAUCGGGGGUAGCAACGUUGCUGGAAGAAGAUGGAGGGUCUCCAGCCCACCACCUGCUCUCAUGCUGCGUCCCCAGACUGGGAUCCACAAACCAAGCGCACAAUCACUGCUCUGCAGUAGCAGCCAGGGACCCCACUCAAUGAUCAAGCAGACGGCAACUGUACUACCAACGGAAAAGAAAAGCUGCUUUGGAAAAAUAUAUACACACACACGCACGCAAGGACCUGCUUGCGCUCACUGGUGGCUGGGUUGCCACCGAUACAGCAUGUGAAGAGAUCCACGUUGGAGCCCUGUGAGACCGCUCAGACCACAACGGCCUCACCAUGAACCCCAUGGCGCAGCUGUACUACAAGAAGGCGAGCUACUCGCCGUACCGCGACCGCAUCCCGCUACAGAUUGUGCGCGCCGAGGCCGAGCUGUCGCCGGCCGAGCGCGCCUACCUGACGGCGGUGGAGAAGGGUGACUACGCCGGCGUCAAGCACGCGCUGGAGGAGGCCGAGAUCUACUACAACAUCAACGUCAACUGCCUGGACCCUCUGGGGCGCAGCGCGCUGCUCAUCGCCAUCGAGAACGAGAACCUGGAGGUGAUGGAGCUGCUGCUGAGCCACGGCGUGCACGUGGGCGACGCACUCCUCUACGCCAUACGCAAGGAGGUGGUCGGCGCCGUCGAGCUGCUGCUCUCCUACCGGCGGCCCAGCGGCGAGAAACAGGUGCCCUCCAUGAUGAUGGACACGCAGUUCUCCGAGUUCACGCCGGACAUCACACCCAUCAUGCUGGCGGCGCACACCAACAACUACGAGAUCAUCAAGCUGCUUGUGCAGCGCAAGGUGACGGUGCCGCGGCCGCACCAGAUCCGCUGCGACUGUGUGGAGUGCGUGUCCAGCUCGGAGGUGGACAGCCUGCGCCACUCGCGCUCGCGCCUCAACAUCUACAAGACUCUGGCGUCGCCGUCGCUCAUCGCGCUCUCCAGCGAGGAUCCCAUCCUCACCGCCUUCCGCCUGGGAUGGGAGCUUAAGGAGCUCAGCAAGGUGGAGAACGAGUUCCGGCAGGAGUACGAGGAGCUCUCGCACCAGUGCAAGCUCUUCGCCAAGGACCUGCUGGACCAGGCACGCAGCUCGCGCGAGCUGGAGAUCAUCCUCAACCACCGCGACGACCACAGCGAGGAGCUGGACCCACGGGAGUGCCGAGACCUGGCCAAGCUCAAGCUGGCCAUCAAGUACCACCAGAAGGAGUUUGUGGCUCAGCCCAACUGCCAGCAGCUGCUGGCCACCCUGUGGUACGACAGCUUCCCGGGCUGGCGCCGCCGCCACUGGGUGGUCAAGCUGGUCACCUGCUUCGUCAUCGGGCUCCUGUUCCCCGUCUUCUCCCUGGUCUACCUGCUGGCGCCCAAGAGCGCCCUGGGCCUCUUCAUCAAGAAGCCCUUCAUCAAGUUCAUCUGCCACACCGCAUCCUACCUCACCUUCCUCUUCCUCCUGCUGCUCGCCUCGCAGCACAUCGUUCGCACCGACCUGCACGUGCAGGGCCCGCCGCCCACCGUGGUGGAGUGGAUGAUCCUGCCCUGGGUGCUGGGCUUCAUCUGGGCCGAGAUUAAAGAGAUGUGGGAUGGUGGCUUCACGGAAUACGUCCACGAUUGGUGGAACCUCAUGGAUUUUGCCAUGAAUUCACUCUACUUAGCCACCAUAUCUCUGAAAAUGGUCGCUUACUUCAAGUACAACAGCUCUCGCCCACGUGAGGAGUGGGAGAUGUGGCACCCGACACUCAUCGCCGAGGCCCUGUUCGCCAUCGCCAACAUCUUCAGCUCGCUGCGCCUCAUCUCACUCUUCACUGCCAACUCGCACCUGGGCCCGCUGCAGAUCUCGCUCGGGCGCAUGCUGCUGGACAUCCUCAAGUUCCUCUUCAUCUACUGCCUCGUCCUGCUGGCCUUCGCCAACGGCCUCAACCAGCUCUACUUCUACUACGAGACGCAGGCGUCCGACGAGCCCAACAACUGCAAGGGCAUCCGCUGUGAGAAGCAGAACAAUGCCUUCUCCACGUUGUUUGAAACUCUACAGUCACUUUUCUGGUCAGUGUUUGGGCUCCUCAACCUGUAUGUCACCAACGUUAAGGCACGACACGAGUUCACGGAGUUUGUAGGUGCAACCAUGUUUGGCACUUACAAUGUCAUCUCCCUGGUGGUGUUACUCAACAUGCUCAUUGCCAUGAUGAACAACUCAUACCAGCUCAUAGCGGACCAUGCUGACAUCGAGUGGAAGUUCGCUCGAACGAAGCUGUGGAUGAGCUACUUUGACGAGGGGGCCACGCUGCCUCCCCCCUUUAACAUCGUCCCCAGCCCAAAGUCGGUGUGGUACCUGUGCGUGUGGGUGCACAGCCGGCUGUGUGCGAAGGGACAACCCAACCCGGAGGAGCAGAAGAAACACGGCAACUUCAAGGAGAUAACGGAGCGUCAUGCUGACAACCUCAUUCAGAAUCAGCAUUAUCAGGAAGUAAUUAGGAACUUGGUGAAGAGGUAUGUUGCUGCAAUGAUCCGCAGUGCAAAGACUGAUGAAGGCCUGACAGAGGAAAACUUCAAAGAGCUGAAGCAGGACAUCUCCAGCUUUCGCUACGAGGUGCUGGACCUGCUGGGCAACCGCAAGCCACCCCGUCGCACCUACUCGUCCAGCAGCGACGCCACACAGCAGGAUGAGGACCCCACCGACGACCUUAAAGCCAAAAGCCCCAAGGGCGUAUCCUUCAGCCUCUCCUCGUCGUCCGACAAACGCUCCCGGGACUCAGAGUUUGGCGUGUCGGCGCUCUUCCACUCCAUGUCGGGCACGACGGAGGGCUCAGCCAUGGAGGGUCCAGCGACAGAGGACGACAACGACAGCGCGCCGGACAACGACAAGAAACCAAAGAGCAACGGCCUGCGCAAGUUCACGUGCUCGUCCUCGUUCAUACGCAACGGCGGACGCCUGCAGCGCUUCUCGCGCUCCAAGAAGGACUCGCUGCGGCGCCUGGGCCUGCUCUUCUCCCGCAUGAACGGCCACCUGCCCGAGCCCGCCAGCUCCUCGCGCUCCGCCUACAGCAUCUCGGACGGCGUGGACCUCCGCAUGGCAGCCGAGCCCCUGCAGGUCACGCGCAGCGAGAUGCAUCUCCACCGGCUGGCGGGGCUCGGGCUGGACGAGAUGGUGGGGGCGCACGCCGACGCGCAUCACAACACGUCCCAGCAGCAACGGCACCACCGACAGCAGCUAGAGCAGCAGCAGCAGCAGCAGCAGAGGCAGUCCAACGGGCGGGACGGCACCCUGCUCCUGCGGCCGCCGUCGGCGGGGCAGCCCCUGGCCCUGGGGCCCCUGCACUGUGCUUCCACUAUCACGGCGUCCAGCUCGCGCCUGCUCAGCUCCAGCGAGGACAUGUACGAGGGCUGGGUGGGGCCUUGCGACAGCCUGGGGUCCAUCAGCUGGACAGGGGACCAGGAGGAGUCGGUCACCACCCAGCUCUGAGACCUUGAUUUGGCAGAGUGACUUCAUCAUUUUUUUACUGCAUAAAAAGCAUGGGCAUGCACUCUUAAGUCCAGGACGAAAACAGAGAAACUCUUGGCUUGGCAAGCCACGGCGACACAACAGGGACAUCACUAUACUCCUAUAAGAGGUGUUCAGUAGCCCAGAAAAAAAAAAAAAAACUUUACUGGUUGUGAACAGGAGAAACUGAGAGAAACACAUUUACUCUACCUGCAAGAUAUUACUGGCAAAUAAUUAGACUUAACAUACUGUAUUUAUUGGAAAAAGCAAGCUUAGUUUAUGGCAAUACGAUAUAGGUGCAUAUUCUGAACUCAUUGCAUUUUUAUUUUUAUUUGUAUUUUUGUCACUUCAGUGCAAAUUCUGUCAUGUCCAGCUUCAGCUGAUUGAGAUGUUGAGUGUCAGAGAGUGAAUGAGUCUGGAAGUGCAUUCUCCCUUUGACUGUGCCAAAGCUUCACAUUUAAUGUCUAAUCCAGCAUGGCACCAUUCAUAAAGCUAUCACAUCCAUUAGUUUGUGCAAUGUCUGCUUUUCUUUUCAUUUUAACUGACAAGCUUGUGACUAACUAUGGCAACCAUGUUGACUAGGUGAGGAUUGAAGUACAGCUUAGACAGCUAGAAUAUUCCGUUUUGGAUUCCGUGGGUACAAAUGACCACUGAGACUGUGUGAAGAAAGCUGCCUCAUAGUCCAGACAAAGUAACUCAUUUUGGAGGCAAAAAUAGCAUAGAUUAUUUCUAUGAGGUGUUCAGAACAACAUACUAAAAGUCCUAUAGGAAAUCCUAGUUGAGGAAAUAUGUUUAAUUCUCAUCAAUCCAAGAUUUUUUUCCUUUACUCCUACCACAAUAAAACUUUACACAAUGAAAGUCUACAUGAAAAGUAAAAUAUUUUGUAUUAGAAGUUUGUUUGAAAAUGUAUUUGAAUAUGUAAAUGAGCAAUAUACUAAUCGCAUAUGCCCAAAAUACACCCUAAUGGGCUUAUUUUUUCCUUUACUCCUGUCACAAUCAAACCUCACACAGUGAAAGUAUACAUGAAAAGUAACAUUUUUUAAGUUUUUUGGAAAAAUCAAUUUUAAAUAUGCAAAUGAGCUCAACACUAGGCGUAACUGACUUAUGGCCAAGAAGCCAUAAAGUCACAAGUAGAAAAAAACAGGGACCAAAUAACUAACAUAUUUUUGUCCAUUCAGUAAGUUAACGUAUGCAUAAACACGAUAAAUUUGAAGUCACUUGCCACACUUACCACCUGGGUCACUUGCCACAAAAAGACUUAUAUUGACCUUAAGAAUUGAUUGCACAAUCUUGCCUCUAGUUGCUUUCUAAAUUCUUUUUUUUUUAUUAUUAUUAUUUGUGAACAAGCCUUACCUAAUGACAUUCCCCCACAGAUAACAUCAGAAGAAAGUCAGAAUAGCCAUCUUAGUCAUUACAAACUCACAGUUGCCUGAUUUAUCAGAUGAAUAUGACCCAGAGGGGAAGAACUAAGCUAAGAACAAACCAGGAACUGAGGGGGUGCCAGAACCAAGAGCCACAGAGAAGGGCUCCAGGAUCCAAGCUGGAUUUUUAAAACAUUAGAAACAAAAAAAAAAAAGAAGAAAACUCCCCUGUUGUUGGUACCUUGUCGUGGUGGGGAGGCUUGUGUGUGUGCCUCUGUGACCCUGACGACUAUACCGGCGGGGGUUGUACAUAUGAAUGGUGUGGACCCAUGUGCAUAUUCAAAUUCAUUUCAAAAGAAACUUGUGAUGCAAAAACAGUUACUUUUCAUAUAUACUUUUACUAUGUAAAGUGUUAUUGUGGUAAGAGUAAAGGAAAAAUUAGGCCUAUUUGGGUGUAUUUCGGGCAUAUUCGAUUAGUGUAUAGCUCCUUUGCAUAUUAAAAUAAAUUUUCAAAGAAACUUGUAAUAAAAAAACGUUUACUUUUUUAAUGGGUACUUUCAAGUUUAAUUUUGAUAGGAGUAAAAUAAAAAAAGUAGCCCCAUUGGGGGUGUAUUGUUGCCUGGCCUUCUUGGCACACAUCUCGGAUUGAUGAGAAUUUAACAUAUUUCCUCAACUAGGAUUUCUUAGGACUUUUAGUAUGUUGUUCUGGACACAUCAUAUAAAUUAUCUAAGCUGCAAAAAAUUAUUUUGCAAUUAGUCUGUCGUAAAACGCUACUUUGCCUGUACUAUCAGGGAAGAUUAUACUGAGAUGUUUUUAGUUGUACUGUCAUCAGGCAAUGCAGGUGAUAAGAAUAAUAUCCACAUCCGCAUACAUUAUAUCUUGUCUUGCAUUGUGUUAGAAAGACCUGAAUGAAAAAAACUUCUACCCUUAAAAUAGCAUCUAAACUCUUCCCUAUACAAACUAUCAUUGAGUUAACAUGUUUACCGUUAUAAAUAAUUGGGGUUUACUAAUUUAUUUUGGAAAGUGAAAAAAUUACCAUUAUGUUUUAUAAUAAAAUUUUAUUUUUCUAUAUUUUUUCCUGCGAUGAUGACCAUGAUUUUUGUUAUACACCAAAAAGCAUGGUAUUCCUCAGUUUAUGAAUGAGUUGGGAAUUUUAUACCUUGUUUUAGCUUGAGACUGAAAUUUUAAUUUUUAUGGCAUCCAUUUUGUUUCAGAUCAAUGUGACAUUUGUCUCUUGAAUUAAAUAAUAAAUCAGUAUCAUAUUGUAAUCAUCAUAUGUAAUCAUAUUGAGAAUCUGAUAUUAUCUACUUUAUCAAGAGUCCUUCCCUUCUGGUGUGCAUUUCCCAGAGACCAUGAAACCAUUCAUGUUUUUUUAGCUGAAGGCAUACAGUUAAGAACAAAAUACCCCUUUCAUUCAUACUCCUGGCAAAUAUUGAUG